CCGGCCGUAUCCCUGGUAGGGUGAACGGCGACUGAAACCGCUGGCGGCAUGCGGGGCCCGGGAGUAGUUUCGGGGCUCUCGGAUGAGCCAGCAUUGUUAGGGCAGGAGGCCGGCGCGGACACGGAGGCGGCGGAGCUCCUGCCCUUCCUGGCGCCCGGCGCGCGGGCAGACCUGCAGGCGGCCGCGGCGCAGCACGUGUUGGCUCUGACUGGCUCGGGCUCGGGUCGUACGCUACUGGCAGGACAGGCAGCGCUGCUGCGGGCUCUAGCCGGGCUUGCGGUGGCCCCCGCCCCGGCUCCUUCCCGCGACGCCUCCCGCGCGCUCGUGAACUUGGCUGCUGACCCCGACCUGCACCGGCAGCUGCUGGCGGCGGACCCGGAGCUGCCUGCCCGCCUGCUGAGCUGCGUGUUGGACCCACAGUGGCCCUGGGCCGAAGAGGCGGCCGCAGUACUGGCCAAUCUGACCCGCGAGCUGGCGCCGUGUGCUGCGUUGAUGGAGAAGCUGAUGGCUGCUGAGCCGGAGCGGCCGGGUCUGGAGCAGCUGGUCAACGCGCUGUGCCUGCCCAGCUACAACGCCGCCGCGCCUCUGCAUUACCUGGGGCCGCUGCUCUCCAACCUUAGCCAGCAGGCGGAGGUGCGUGCUUUUCUCCUGGACCCGGACAGGUGCGUGGUCCAACGGCUGCUGCCUCUCACCCAGUACACAGACUCCUCAGUGCGGAGGGGAGGAGUGGUGGGAACACUUCGGAAUUGCUGUUUCGAGCAUCGACACCACACGUGGUUGCUCGGGCCCCAAGUCGACAUUCUUCCCUUCUUGCUACUGCCGUUGGCUGGGCCUGAGGAGUUUUCCGAGGAAGAAAUGGACAGGCUGCCUGUUGACCUGCAGUACUUGUCACCAGACAAGCAGCGAGAGCCGGAUGCUGACAUCCGAAAGAUGCUCAUCGAAGCCAUCAUGCUGCUGACAGCCACUGCCCCUGGGCGCCAGCAGAUACGGGACCAGGGAGCUUACUUGGUCCUUCGAGAGCUAUACAACUGGGAGCCGGAGGCUGAUGUGCGAAUGGCGUGUGAGAAGCUUAUCCAGGUGCUUAUUGGUGAUGAGCCAGAGGCUGGCAUGGAGAACCUGCUGGAGGUGCAGGUGCCUGAAGAUGUGGAGCAACAGCUGCAGCAGCUAGACCAGCAAGAACAGCUAGAGCUUGCUCAAGAGCUAAGAGGCAAGGGUACGCGAGGGACCUGAAGCUCCUUGGGACUAAGCGCCAGCUCCAGAUCUACCUUUGCCAGUGUUCCCACGGGGUUCUCAAGUAAAUGCUCAGUAAAUGUUGAGAAGCCCAAGGACACUGCCCAGUCCUGUGCCCCGUGGCGACCCGCAAGGAUGCAAGUUCUUCAGUGCUGCACUGUUGAGCCGGAGCUGGCCAGGUCCCGUGCCAUGGCUGCCUACAUAUGAGGCAGGAGGCCGGCGACCACUGGAGCGAUGAGGAGCCUGUUCCUAGACCGCGGAAGGGCUGGACUGAAAACCCCGCACGCCCUGGUCAGCCAGCAAGAGCGUUUCACUCCUGAAGGAUCUGGGUUGGUUUAGAGGAACAAAGAGUGUUGUGAGCCCCAACCUUUGGAGUCCUUCUGCCUUCCUUGCCCAAGACCUCCUUGAACCACAGACCACACUUGCAUCCUAGGGUCUUUCUAGGAUGCUCUGCCCUUCUAGGCCUGUCUUUGGAUCACUUACUGGGUACGGUUUCCCUUUGGCUAUCAGUUUCUCUGCUCCGCCUGUGAUACUGGCCCCUGCCUUUAUUUUUGGUUAGCCAUCUUAGUCCCAUGUUGAAUUGGUCUUAGCCAUUUAGACAGAACCUGCUUCUCAGUUAGCUUCCUUGAGUCUCAGUUGCCUUUCGUGACAUCCAGACCCUCCUACUGGGCACACCUUGCCCACCUCUGCAGAGAUUCACCUGGGUGUUCCUGCAGCAUUUAUCCCUACACAAUCCUACCCCCAACUUUCGGAGCCUACUCCGUCUAUGCAGUGCUUCUUCCUCAUUCUAUAGACACCAUGGCAAGUCUUGCCCCAUGUGUCCCCUUGUCUGAGCCACAGAUCUUGAUCUACCUGUGUGAAGCUUUUGUAUGCUGUUCCCUCUCCUCAGCAGUGGGUCCUCCCAGGUACCUGGGGCCUAUAGUCUUCAUGAGAGUUUGUGGUAUCUAAUCCAUACCUCUGAAGCUGGAAAACUGUUUUGUUAUGUGUUGUUCUGCCAUGGCUUAGUGUUUCAUUGGGUACCAUGCCUUCCCUCCACGAUGCCCUCUGGGCCUCUGUUAAAGCUUUGAUACUCUAGGUA
Molecule: messenger RNA, 2308 nt
Organism: Onychomys torridus (southern grasshopper mouse)
Lineage: Eukaryota; Metazoa; Chordata; Mammalia; Rodentia; Cricetidae
Gene: Hgh1
Product: HGH1 homolog
Exons: 6
Coding region: 49-1230 (393 amino acids)
Source: RefSeq, a predicted model, not a curated record